AAAAAAAUUGAAUUUGAAAAGAGUAAAGUCACAUUUUCAAUAAAUUUUGUAAUAUUUAAAAAAAAAAAAAAAAAAAACCACUUUGCGUGACGUCGAGAUAUACCUACGUCGCGCCAGUGAUAAUUCUGGCGGUGAAAAUGUAAAAAUUAAGCGCUUUUUUUUUAAAUUUUCCCGGACAAAUAUUUCCGAGACCCGAACUGUCUCUCGCUCAUCUCGCCCCCUCUCUCACUCGGUCUCUCUCUUCCCGUAGCCUUCCUCCUCAUCUUCUUUCCAUCCUCAUCCUUUCUCUUUUCCCAACCCAAACCCUAAUCCCAUUCCACUCCAGCCGACUCUCCUCCUCAGCUCAGCUCGCACAAGGCUUUCCCUCCCAAUUGCCCAUUUGUUUCUCCGACCGCCGCUCGAUUUUGUUCAUGUUGCGGAUGGAACAUUCUUGGAAGAACCUGGUUCUAGUGCUGUACCAACUAUUGAGAACAAAAAGGUUUCUGUUGGGACUUUGGAAUGGGUUCAAAGGCAUGGAGUUACCAUUUGAAGAAGUAGAAGCCCAUACGAGUCAAUCUAUUGUAUAUGUUGGCAUUGAUAGUACUCUUGCCGGUCUCAUUUAUUUUGAGGAUCAGAUAAGGUUACUUGAUGCCUUGGAACUAAGCAGGCUAACUAUGAAGCAAAAUCUCGAUGUCCAGUCUUCAAAUCCCGAUGCCAUCACUUGAUCUUGCUCCAUCUUUGACCUCCUAGCCACUUUUUGCCCGGCCGAUACCCAGUAGCUUGAUGUAUCAAC
This is a messenger RNA of Pyrus x bretschneideri (Chinese white pear), 772 nucleotides long. RefSeq names its product copper-transporting ATPase PAA1, chloroplastic-like. The transcript is spliced from 4 exons. Lineage: Eukaryota; Viridiplantae; Streptophyta; Magnoliopsida; Rosales; Rosaceae. The coding region runs from base 411 to 704 and encodes 97 amino acids. The record is from RefSeq and is a predicted model, not a curated record.